ACCUCUUCUUCUAUUGAACUAUAACACAUAUUCAUUAUCUAUUUUCUUGAAAAAAGAAAAUGAUAAUUAAAUACGUUUUUGCUACAUUAUCACUAUGCCUAAUCACAUUAUCCGAGGCAUACUUUUAUGUGCCCGAUUUCAUGGCUAACUUGCCUUUCAAAGGUGGCAUGUCAGCAGCACAAAAAGAUAAAUCGCUCAUCCUGUUUGGUGGCGAAAAUGCAACAACAACUUACACGAAUGACUUGUAUCAAUUGACACGAGUCGCAGAUACUUUUACAUGGCAAACACUCAGUCAACAAAACGCACCUCCGGGAAAUGUUUACGGCCAAGCGAUCAUCACAAAGGAUAAUAAGAACAUGUUCCUUAUGGGCGGCAUGACGAAUACAACGAACAAUCAAAUUAUACCACUACAAUAUUACCAAUAUUCUUUUGAUUCGAGCUCUUGGUCACCUGCAAUCACCAAUGGCAACACUUCAAUCGAUCCUAAAGGCAUUCCUCUCAAUAGAAAAUUAUUUAGUGCGACUUACGACGGUUCAAGCAAAGUUUAUAUUUAUGGUGGCGCAUUGAAUGAAACUGCCAUUUUUUCAGACUUUUGGAUGAUGGAUUUAAAUACAAAAAAAUUCACUCCGUUGCCUUCACCUAAUAUUCCACGAUAUGCACAUACGGCUUCCUACCUUAGUAAUGGACAGCUUGUCAUUAUUGGUGGUGUAGCCCAAGUGAAUCAAAGCGGGCAGAUAGGAAACAUCCUCGCGCCGAUGAACCAAAUCUAUGUCUAUGAUACAAAAUCAAAUCAAUGGGACCUUAAAGUGGCAAAUGGUACUAAUAAAGUACUUCCAUCAACAAGAACCGCACAUAAUGCUAUCGUCACUGAAGAUGAUCGAAUCAUCAUUUUUGGAGGUGAUAACGGUGCUGCACAAAGAGGAAGAGCCUACCUUAACGCUGUAGGAAUACUUGACACAAAGACUUGGACUUGGACGACUCCAGCGGUGAAAGGUAUUCCACCCUCACGACGAUCUUAUGCAUCUGCAGGUUUGAUAGAUAACAGAUAUCUCACAGUUGCUUUUGGUUCUUCUUUAAAUUCUUAUUACAACGACGUCAAUGUUUUUGACAUUGAGAAAAAGGCCUGGCUUCAAUCAUUCGAACCUCAAGUGAGAGAACGCCAUAGAAAAUUAUCUGGAGGAGUAAUUGCAGGCAUCGUUAUUGCUUGUGUUGUACUUGCUGUCAUUUUCAUAUUCUUGAUUUGGAGAUUCCAAGGCUUCUUUGGAUGGCUUAUCAAGCGUAUUCAUCGCGAUAUAUGGCAACCUCGUACGGGUGAGCCUAUGUGGGCAGAGACAGCACGUAUUAUCUUCCAGAUUAUUCUGUUGUUCAUUUUUGCGGUCUUCCUUGCCUUCGUUAUUCGCCAAGCUAUUCAUAGCCCGCAUGUGACGCAGACGAUUGAAGAAAGUGUUGCUGAAGUUCAAGUUCCCGACGUUAGAUUCUGUUUCGAUGGUUAUCCCGAGUAUUCCACCCAGGAUAUGAGAAGUGUAGGUGUCACUUGCCAAACGGACAAUGGCUAUUCCUGCAGUAAAUUCAUCCAGCCUUUGAACAUGUCAGUAUUCCAGCCCACAUUUGCCGAUAAUCUGGGCUCUGUCCAUUGCUAUUUAUUCAGAGCGCCGAACGAUUUUGUAUUAACUUCUACUUCAGGCGCGAACAAUGGAUCGAGAUUGAUUUUCACUUUCUGGGGCGAUCAGAGUAUCAAUUAUGGUCGCGUUCACACUUCAGUAUACCCCAAGACAAUGGAUCCCAAUUCUGUUAUUUACGGCAUUAACGAUGGUCUUCCCACGUUAAUGGCCGAAAGUGAAGUUUUGAACUGGCAAGUGAAUGAACGAAACGAUAUCCAAGCAACAAAUGUAUUUACGGUAGAGCCCUUCACCUACAGCGCUCUCGCUUACAAUCUCAUUGAGCAUCGGUACUUACAGGAGGUAUCAUGGAAUUACGUUGGUUUCUUGCCUAUUUUCAAUAUCACUCCAGAAAUUGAGACCUACUUCAGGCAAGAGGCAGAAAAUCCAAACUAUGCAAACACCCAUCAAGAUCUAGGCGUCAUGGCUGUUUUCCCCAAUCGUUUCAUCACCACUGUUGAGAGAGAAGUUAAAAUGUACACCUUAGUCAACGCCCUUGGCUUUGUAGGUGGUAUUUUCGGUUUACUUGUCGCAGUUCAGACAUGGCUUUUUGGAUAUCGUCCUCGCUCACCAUGGGGCGUCAUCCAAAGAUGGUCUGUGGGUGACAUGAAGCGUUCACUCCUCCGGGGUCUUCAAUCAAAGUUCAAAAUCAGUGAGUCUGGCGUGCCUCUCGUACAUCCUGUCCACCAUCGGUUCAGCGUGACCAACAUAAAUAACGCAAGCGAAUAUAACGAACCCGAAACACAAAGAAUCAAUCGUGUUGAGGAACGUAUGCAAAUGUUAGAAAUGCUCUUCAAGGCGUACUAUGUUGAUGACGAAGUGUUUAGAUCUUUAGACGACGCUAAUAGAGCUGAGCAUUACAACAAUAACAACCAACGAGGAGGAAACUCGUAUCCACCACCUAGCUUUAAGAACGAUGUUGCUCCUAGGUCUGAAAAGAUGACUGCUGAAGACACUUAUUCAACAACCACAAGUGCUACUAUUUUAAAUCGUGCCGCUCCUCCUUCCUUUAGUAGAUGUGAUACAGGAGAUAGUUCUGCAUCUCAUAACCCGCUCACCCAACAUUAUCAGCACGCCCCACCUUACCAACCUUCAACGAAUUUUCAAAUGAAGGACUUUUAAUCUGGAGGAAGUCCAAAUCUAUCUAUUAACAUAUAAAAAUACAGUCAUUUCAGAAAGUAAAGUCGCUGAUUUUAUCUUCAAGAAUGAUGUCGAUUAAUAUAAAAAUAAAGUCGUUCUAUGUUCAUUUUUCCUUGUCGCUUAGUAAUUAUGCUCAAAAACAUACACGUCUGGCUAUUAUUGACUAUGCUGGCCUUUCCGCAUCUCCGAAUGACAGGCGAAAAUUUCUCAACACGUAACCCAUAUCAAAGAAAUUGCCAUUGACUAUGGUAAAUCAACUGAGAUCUUAG
Molecule: messenger RNA, 3067 nt
Organism: Mycotypha africana
Lineage: Eukaryota; Fungi; Mucoromycota; Mucoromycetes; Mucorales; Mycotyphaceae
Exons: 8
Coding region: 60-2780 (906 amino acids)
Molecular function (GO): protein binding
Source: RefSeq, a predicted model, not a curated record